This is a messenger RNA of Phlebotomus papatasi, 713 nucleotides long. Its product is annotated as ankyrin repeat domain-containing protein 39. The transcript has 2 exons. Lineage: Eukaryota; Metazoa; Arthropoda; Insecta; Diptera; Psychodidae. The record is from RefSeq and is a predicted model, not a curated record. Gene Ontology annotation, molecular function: protein binding. The coding region runs from base 6 to 584 and encodes 192 amino acids.
CGAUUAUGACUGAUCAUCAUUUGCACGAGUCAGGAAAUGAUGGAGUGUGCAAAUGCCGCCCAUCAGCAGCUGCUCAAACGCUCGACGAGAUGGAUUUUGAGAGAGGAAUCUGGACAGCAGCUCUCUACAAUGAUCUGGAUCGCCUGGAAAGUGCCAUAAGAAGAGGAGCUACAAAUGAUAGGGACAAUUCCGGCUAUACAGCUCUCCAUUAUGCCGCACGGGCUGGUCAUUUGAAGGCCUGCCGAUUGCUCCUUUCAGCUGGAGCGGAUGUCAAUUGCGUGACAAACGGAGGUGUAACUCCACUGCAUCGGGCCUCAAUGAUGGGCAGAGUGGAAAUUGUGGAGUUUCUGUGUGAGAAAGGAGCUCUAGUGGAUGCUAGAGAUUCCGAUGGACAGAAUGCCCUUCACAGGGCUGCUCAGGGAGCACACAUGCAAACUGCAAAAGUUCUUAUGAGCAGAAUGGCCUCCCUGAAGAAUGUCCGUGAUAACAGAGGAAGAUUUCCAAUUGAUUUGAUUGGCAGCAAAGGGGAUUUGGAUGAGAGGGUUAAGAAAAUGCUGAUACCAGAUUCAUUGGAAGAAGAAUAAAUGUAAAGAAAAAUCCCUCCGUUGAGAGUCUCAUUUCGCAAUAUUCAGAGGCAAUUUAAUCUAUAAUAAUUGUUACAAUGAAAUUACAUUUUAAAAUACAGAGUUUUUCUUUGUGACUUUCAAAUAAAU